Messenger RNA from Trypanosoma cruzi, 1923 nucleotides. RefSeq lists its product as uncharacterized. The transcript has a single exon. The record is from RefSeq and is a predicted model, not a curated record. Bases 1 to 1923 code for a protein of 640 amino acids. Lineage: Eukaryota; Euglenozoa; Kinetoplastea; Trypanosomatida; Trypanosomatidae.
AUGAAGGUGAUCCCUCCUUCUUUGCUUGCACUGCAGCAACAUAUUGCUUCCUUGCCGUUUGAUGUGCUCAUCCGACGCAUUCACUCCAGCUCUAAAUGUAAUCCCGCACGAUCCCUUGAAGCCCACUUCAUUGGUGCCCGUUCCCACUUAGCCCGUGGCAAGGGUCAAGGGUUUGCCGAGCUUCCACAAGUGAGUGGGGAACGGCUCGCGUCAACGUCGUCGCAAAAUGCAGAGACCGUGGUAGUAUCAUCCCUGCAGCUUCGGGAGCUCUUGAGUGAACGACUCCUUCAAGAUGUUCAGCAGCCACGGACGCGGUUACAGCUGAAUGUUGAUGAUCUUAGUUUGAUUCUCGCCAACGCCGUGCGGCAUAAAUUUUCGUUUCGGCUCACCAAUACAACGUUACGACGCUUCACGGAAGCUCUAAACGGUGUUUGGGGCAAAGAUGCCGCAUCUCAGCAAAUCGAAGCCCUUUCUCGUGUGAUGGAAGCUUGCUGUGAUGGGCUUGAGGGAAAUGGCUUGAUGACAUGGGAUGAUCUAGCAAACCUGGUGGCGAUGGUAGAACAAAGGUGGUCACUCUUUACCAAAUCCAAUUCCCUCUGUUGUUUACUUUUACAGUUUUUCUCUUCUGUGAUUGCGGUAGAAGUCUCGACGGAAGCGCCAAUGCCAGGCAUAUUGAGAGCCGAUCCCGUACUGCUAAAGGAACGAUGUCUACAACUUGUUCAUGAUGCUACUGACAUUUUGGCGGAGACGUUGGAGGCCGGUAUCCCUCUCACUUGGAGCCCCGCAGAGUUGCAAGGCAUGUGUAGGGUCGUGAAGCAGCUACGUCACUAUGAACAUGUUCGAAGCUCCUUGAAAACUAACUCUUUGGGACGCGUGCGUUUUUGGAAGCGAACUGCAGCGACUGCACCUGCUGAACCAGCGGAUGCUGUACCUGUCUACAAGCAACUUAGUCGAUUAGUGACGACUCAAGUGCUUUCCAAUAGUCGUUUGGUAACUGAUGUAGAAGCCAUGACAAUAGCACAGGUUGCUGGAGUUUUUUCCUCUGUUUCAUUUGCUUGUGGGACUGAGGCGAUUCUUCGGUUUACCGUUCCCGUUCAGAAUGUUCUCAAGAGAGUCGUUGUCGCUGACGCUACGAGUAUGAGGCAUGUCAUUUGCAUCGGCGAAGCGAGUCUUCAUGUGGAAGGAGCCUCUUUGCUCUUUGUAGAGGCGGUUCGUUCCAUUAGUCGCUUUGCUUUUGUUUUAACAUCUGCUGCGACGUGGGAUUUGCUGUGCCGUGUGUGCGCAUUGUUGGAGGGCGCCCCUUUGAGUUUACGCGCGGUGGUGGUAAUGAGUUUGUGCUCGUUGCAGGGUUCGCUGGAAAAUUUGCGGCGUCUUCCCUCGUCCGCCUCACCGGAGUUUGCGUCGUUUCGUUUGGCGGUCGCCAUGGUAUGCACCCUUCUCGCGCAACACAAGGUGCAAACAGGUCUGCGGAUGGAGGAAAUAAUUUACAGUGUGGUGGAGGCAGCGCCCAUGAUGCGUGACGGCGGUAAAAGUGGCGCCUCGACGCUUGUGCGUUGUUUUUUCUUCUUAACCUCGAUCCGAUCGCAUGCAAAUUCGGAGAGGCAGGCGCGGGCGAUUCACCUCGCAAUGGCGGAAGCCAGUCGGCUUUUGAAUGAAAAAAAUGAGGACCAUCCAAUUCAGUUAACGAACGCGGAGCAAAGCAUGUUGCGGAAUUCGUUAAAAAGGUACCGUGAAAUGUUAGCCCAUUCCGAAGCGAAGCGAAAUACACUUUCACAAGGCGCUGAAACUCAACACGACGCACUCACUUCCUCCCCACGUGACGCCGACGCACCGCCAGCACCACCGUCAGCAGCGGCAGCGUCCCGACAAGAACUUUUUUCGCCCUCCGCUUCAAAAACGGCGAAAACAACAGGUCGAAUUUGA